AUGCCUUUUUUCAGGCUAGGAUGAACCGAUUUCAAUUUUUUUUUCACAUUUAUAAUACAUUGAAUUAUUUAAUUCAUAAAACCUUCAUAUUCCCACCGGUGAAGUAUCUCUCUAACAAUUAACAACGUUUUUGAAACAAAAACGUUUACCGUGAUAUUUGAAAUAUUACCAUGUGUAUGUACUUAUGCACAUAUUUUAUGUAUACAUAGUCAAAGGAGAAAAAAACUUGUGUUACUUACCACUGACUGAUAUAAUCCGUCCUGGACAUGACACAAUCCUUCCCUUGUUUGGCCAAUUAACUUUAUACGUUACAAAAGGAUCUUUUAAAUUUACUUCGCCUACCACCCAUGAUAUUUCGCCUAUGUCCACAGCCCCUUCAUCCGGAACGUCAAAUAGUGCAUAUUUUGCCAUUUUCUUUAUUGUUCCGUAGCAAACUCACGACUAAAACUCACGACUCGACUGUCAAAUAUUCAACGGACGUCUCACGCGCUGCGAAUGCGUAGCAUGUUUACAACCGCAUUCGCAGCGCGUGAGACGCUCGUGGGUUUACAGUUGUCUUUUUCAGUUGUUCAGUUGUUGUUUUCAGUUUAAAUUUGUCUGCAUUGACAGUCAUCUAACUGCAAAAUGUCACGAAAUGAUAAACGAUAUUUGUCAGAUUUUUCUAUACCUGUGCCAAAAACUACAAGAUGGUACAGAAGUCAAUUGAGAACAGAGGAACGGCCAGCAAGUUCGACCGAGGAGGUAAGAAAAACUGGAAUAAGAGCGCCUCCUUGCAACACUUUGUCGAAGUAAUUCCCUACAGCUAAUAACCUCUUAUUUGUCCACUGGCUUCCAGAUUGAUUCAAGGCCUUAAUUUGAAGCUGAAUUCUCUGAGGACGGAGACCUUGAUGAACAAAUGAAUACACAGUCUAUGAUUGACUCUUCAGAUGAAGCUGAAUUCCAUGAUGAUCUACCAGACCACGUUGAGCAACCCGACUUGACACCAGAGGAUCGAACAAAUGAAACAGAAUCCACUGAAAUGGAUGACGAUGAGCAGUGUUUCACAAACAUCUUCAACGAUCCUGAAAUCCAAGAGCAUGCCAUCUACUCUGGUGCAUCAAUUAACCGUGGACAGCUACUGUGCCUUAUUCUGGCCUUCAUCUUGAAGCACAGCAUUAGUUGCAGUGGAUUAAAAGAUUUGUUGGAUCUUUUAAAUAUUGUAGCACCUGGAUGUGCCCCCACAAGUAAAUUUGACAAAUCUUUCUUUAAUUUGGCAAAACAAUUCGAAAUUCACCAUUACUGUAAAAUUUGCUCGCAAUAUAUAGGUAAGAUGUUUACCCCUGAAGGGUAUUAUUUUCUCGUAAUGCCCUUACGGCAACAACUGAAGGAGCUCUUCCAAAACACUACUUUCUACAAGUUCUUAAACGACAACCAAACAAAUAUGGGCAUGGGGGACAUUUACAGUGGAAAUAUGUACACCUCAAAACUUAAAACCUUUGUUGAUACCCUUGACAACAUUUCAGUUUCAUUUAAUAUUGAUGGGGCUUCAGUUUUUAAAUCAUCCAAUUACUCAGUUUGGCCAAUUAUCUGCACAGUCAAUGAACUUCCAUCUACUAUCCGUGGAAGGUAUGCUCUUCUACAUUCCCUUUGGUUUAGUUCUAAACCCGAAAUGCCAACACUGUUAAGGCCAUUUGUCGAGGAAUUACAAGAGCUACUCACAGAAGGGUUUUCUUGGCAUGACAACACUGGUCAUAAACACACCACAAAAGUUGCCCCAGGUGUCUGCAUAUGUGAUGCGCCAGCCCGUGCCAUGGUACAGGACAUGAAACAAUUUAACGGCAGAUAUGGGUGUGGGUUUUGUCUGCAUAUGGGAGAAAUAGAACCAAAGGGAAAAGGGUUUACACGUGUAUAUCCUCACUCUACUGAGUAUCCUCAACUAAGAACACAUGAUCAGACUACCCAUCAGGCAUCUGCUGCAAUACAAUCAGACACAGAUGUUAAUGGGGUUAAGGGACCUAGUCAACUGCUGCUACUUCCUAAUUUCGACAUUAUCAAACAUUUUGUCCCAGAAUAUAUGCAUAGUGUUUGCCUUGGUGUAACAAAACAAUUUGUCAGUAUUUGGUGUGAUUCAAAAAACUCUGCUUUGCCAUUCUAUUUACAACCGAAAAUAAUCCAACAGAUUUACAGUUCUCUCCUCACCAUACACCCACCACAUGAAGUCAAAAGAUGUCCAAGGUCAUUGUCCGAGAGACACUAUUGGAAGGCAUCUGAAUGGAGGGCAUUUCUUUUCUUUUAUUCCCCCAUUCUUUUAAAAACAGUUUUACCCCCGGUUUAUUAUAAUCACUGGCUAUUACUUGUCUUCUCCAUCUACACACUCCUCCAGGAUCAUAUCCAAAAAGCUGAUCUUUUGCAUGCUUCCUCUUGUCUUACGCGUUUUGUUGUCGAGGUACAAGAGCUUUAUGGAAAAUGUUAUGUAGCUUAUAAUGUUCACUUCUUAACCCAUCUUAGCAACGCAGUUGACAUGUGGGGUCCGCUGUGGGCCAACUCUUGAUCUGUUUAUGAAGACACAAUUGGCACUCUUCUUGAAAUGUUCAAUGGUACACAGGCAGUCCCUGAACACAUUUUUAAGAGAUUUUUUAACACAAAAACACUAAUGCACCACACUGAAUUAUUCAACAAUGCCAGUGAUGAUGUCUGUGAUAUUUUCAACAAACUUGUUAAAAAAGACAAUACAGUGUUAAAAUCAUACAAAGUAGGUAGUGGUGCUCGGGUUGUCGGGAAUUACACAACAAGAGUAAUUACAGUGGGGGAGUCCAUUCUGUUUGGAAAUUAUAUAGCGGCCAAUGUCAAAGAAUUCAAGAGAUGUUUCAUCAACCACACUUUAUACACCACUGAAAUGUAUGCAGCAAAUUUUAAACGCAAAAUAAACUUGUGUGGCUCUAAAAAACGGAGAGCAUGGUAGCAUUAAAUCCAUACUACUUUGUAAUCUCAAUUGUGGUGGCUUAUCAGCAUGCAAGUGUGAAGAGGUGUACCUACACAUUUUUAGAUAAAAAAAGGAUUCCAGACAAUUAAGAAUUUAUGAUGAUUUCGCUAAGGUGAAUACUGCUAAGCAAAUUGUGAUGUUCAGAAAGACCCAUGAAAUACUUCUUUGCAAACCUAAUGAUAUUUUGUGCAAAUGCUUUUGCUACGUACAUGAUGAGUCAAUUAUUCUUAUCAAGAUGCCUGUAUUAGAAAAUGUUUAAAGUUAGUAAGGCUUCAAUUGUACUCUCUUUCAUUGUUAUUAUAUUCUGGCUGUUGUAGCCUAUGCAUGUUGUGCAUUAUGUUUUAUAUUUAUGUGUGAUUUAUGUUUCUACAAU
Gadus morhua (Atlantic cod) is the source of this 3335-nucleotide messenger RNA. RefSeq lists its product as uncharacterized. The transcript has 4 exons. Bases 896 to 2530 code for a protein of 544 amino acids. NCBI's taxonomy places the organism in Eukaryota, Metazoa, Chordata, Actinopteri, Gadiformes, Gadidae. The record is from RefSeq and is a predicted model, not a curated record.